Messenger RNA from Musa acuminata AAA Group (dessert banana), 2898 nucleotides. Its product is annotated as UDP-glucuronate:xylan alpha-glucuronosyltransferase 1-like. The record is from RefSeq and is a predicted model, not a curated record. The coding region runs from base 898 to 2820 and encodes 640 amino acids. Gene Ontology annotation, biological process: xylan biosynthetic process. The transcript has 2 exons. Lineage: Eukaryota; Viridiplantae; Streptophyta; Magnoliopsida; Zingiberales; Musaceae. Gene Ontology annotation, molecular function: glycosyltransferase activity.
GGCCACAACCUUGUCUUCUUUUCCUGGCUACUUGUUCCUGGUUUUAUUGGUUCGGUGCAGAAGCCAUUAUAAAUUGUUCCUCUGAUACUGUUCUCUCUCGUGCCUGAUGGUUCCGUCUGUUUCCUUGGUUAGUACUGAGUUCUUGGUCUUGUUGCUCUAUUCGUUUUACCUGAUUUGUAUCUUCAUAUGUUGUGCUCAUCUUAGAAGCGCUUAUGGUUUCUAUUUCAUCCGAAACUUGUCUGUACGUGUUCUUCAAUACACGAGAAGAAGGAUUUGCUACGAGGAGAAUGAGCUCCUAUGCUUUGCUUUGAAGAAGUCUUUUGAUCGUAACCAUGGGCGCUCAAGAUUGACCAAGAAAUUCUACCCAGAAAACACGGAAAAUGAAUGAGCAAAUCCGAAAGAAGACUUGGGAAUAGCAACGAAGUCUGGUCUGAAACAUUGACUGACUAAUUUUGCCUGAACUGAGGUUCAAGUAUGGCUGUAGUCUUUCUUUCUCCUCCGGAAUCCCCAAACCUUGAGAAUUCUCACUCGCAAACCUUCACGGAAUGAACGCAUCGAAUCAUGGUCUUUCGUAUCGUAAAUCAGUGAUUUCACUGUGUCAUCAACGCUCAUCAUCUUUCAUUCUUAUCGAUCCUCCCAUUUAAUUCUUCACUUGGCCUCUCCCACCCACCCAUUUAAUUUAGCUGGACAAGAAUGACAGGAUGAGAGGGACAUGCACUAUGGAAAGGAAGAUUCCUUCAAAUGAGGCACUGCGAAAUAUAGGUCUUCUUCUCUGUUCAUUUAAGCUUCAGCUGUAAGCCUAAUCGUUCUUUUUUGUUUGGUAACUUCGAUGGUCAUGGUGGAAAUGGAAGUUAGCAUACUUCCAAUUUAGAGGGUACAUCAGAUCCUUAUCUACACAUGCUGCCUUUGUUUAGUUACGGGAUGACAAAUUGUUUUUGUUCUUGUAUCUUUUGUGCCAUGGCCUUCUUCAUCUUGAUGCUUCCAUUUGGAUUUGUUUUCUGGUGCAGCGACGACACAAGCAAAAGAAAGAUGAAGUUGAAGCAUCACAAACUCGGAGACAAGUACAGAAUCGUGUUCUCCAGCUGCAAGUUUCACUCCCUGAAACUGGCCCUCUUUGUCAUUACAUGUUGCACGGUGUUAACCCUCCUCUACUCGCCAACAGAGCGCAAUGAGCAUCGCCAGCAGUCCGAUUCCAGGUCUAGAUUUGUGGACGUUGGGUCGAUUUGGCAGAACACAUCGUCAGAUCCUCGAUACGUAUCAGAUACGGGUGUCGAUUGGCAACAAGUAUCGAGCGCUCUGCCAAGUGUUGAUGGCACAGAGCAUAGUCUCAAGAUCGGCUUGCUCAACUUCAACUUCACCGAGGUCGGCGUCUGGCGGCGCGCGGUGCCAAAUGCCGAGUUUUCCGGCGUCCACCUUGAAUACGCCGACGCGAGCAUCACUUGGAAUGUUCUGUACCCGGAGUGGAUCGAUGAGGAAGAAGACAACGAAGUGCCUGCCUGUCCAUCGCUUCCUGAGCCCCGAGUGAAGAAUGGAUUAGAACUCGACGUCGUCGCUGUUAAGCUGCCCUGCCGUAGGUCAGGCAGCUGGUCGAGAGACGUUGCCAGAUUGCAUUUGCAGCUCUCUGCAGCCAAACUCGCCGCAGCAGGACGCUCCCCGGUCCAUGUCCUCUUCGUCACCGAGUGCUUCCCGAUCCCCAACCUGUUCAUCUUCAGAGACCUCGUCAGAAGAGAAGGAACCGCUUGGCUGUACAAGCCCAGCGUAGCGACGUUGAGGGAGAAGCUCCGGCUUCCGAUCGGGUCAUGCGAACUCGCUGUUCCACUGAAAGCACGAGUGCGGCCACAGACUGGGAGUGGAACGAGAGAAGCAUAUGCGACGAUACUGCACUCUGCAGAGGUCUACGUCUGCGGCGCCAUCGCCGUGGCUCGGAGCAUCCGCUUGGCGGGGUCGACGAGGGACCUCGUCAUACUGGUCGACGAAUCCAUAAGCGACCACCACCUGGGCGGCCUCGAAGCCGCAGGAUGGAAGGUCAGAACGAUCCAACGGAUCCGAAACCCCAAGGCGGAGAAGAACGCGUACAACGAGUGGAACUACAGCAAGUUCCGGUUGUGGCAGCUCACCGACUACGACAAGGUCAUCUUCAUCGACGCCGACCUCCUCAUCCUGAGGAACAUCGACUUCCUGUUCAAGAUGCCGGAGAUAUCCGCGACGGGGAACAACGCCACCAUCUUCAACUCCGGCGUGAUGGUGGUCGAGCCCUCCAAUUGCACCUUCCAGCUGCUGAUGGAUCACAUCGACGAGAUCACGUCUUAUAAUGGUGGCGACCAGGGAUACCUCAACGAGAUCUUCACGUGGUGGCACCGCAUCCCGAGGCAGAUGAACUUCCUGAAGCACUUCUGGGAGGGCGACAGCCAGAGCGUGAAGGCGAGGAAGACGAGGCUAUUCGCGGCCGAGACGCCCGGCCUCUACGUCCUGCACUACCUGGGGCUGAAGCCAUGGCUCUGCUUCCGGGACUUCGACUGCAACUGGAACUCCGUCCUCUACCGGAGUUUCGCCAGCGACGAAGCCCACGCGACGUGGUGGCGCGUGCACGACAGCAUGCCGGAAGGCCUCCAACGCUUCUGCCUGCUGUCCACGGUGACGAAGGCCGGGCUGGAGUACAACCGGCACAAGGCCGAGAAGGCCAACUUCCCCGACCAGCACUGGCGCCGCAACGUGACCGAUCCCAGACGGCAUCUGUGCUUCGAGAAGUUUUGCCGGUGGGAGGACGUGCUGCAGCACUGGAACGGGUCGCACACAUCGUCCACUGCUCGAUCUACUUAGCACACCAUCAUCAUCGGCGAUGCCCGUCUUCUUUAGCACAUACAGCCCACGUAUACGACUCCGUGACGGCUUACAAGA